AUGGUGGUACUCAUCAUUUCGGGUGAAACAGGUUGUGGAAAGACAACACAACUUCCACAAUUUAUCCUAGAAUCCGAGAUAGAAUUAGUUCGUGGAGCUGUGUGUAAUAUUAUUUGCACACAACCACGACGCAUUGCGGCAAUAUCUGUUUCUGAAAGAGUUGCUUCUGAAAGAGGAGAAAAAUUGGGUGAAUCUGUUGGAUAUAAAGUUAGACUUGAAGGUGCUAGAGGGAGAGAUACACAUCUUCUCUUUUGCACUACAGGCAUCUUAUUAAGAAGAUUGCUAAAUGAUAGAAACUUAAAUGGUGUAACUCAUAUUAUUGUUGAUGAAAUUCAUGAGCGUGGGAUUAAUGAAGAUUUUUUGCUUGUUGUCCUGAAAGAUCUUCUAGCUUGUCGACCAGAACUGAAACUGAUUCUAAUGAGUGCUAGCCUUGAUGCUCAGCUCUUCUCUUCAUAUUUUAAUAGUGCUGCAACGAUCAAGAUUCCAGUAUGUUACAUAAACUGA
Molecule: messenger RNA, 504 nt
Organism: Sphenostylis stenocarpa
Lineage: Eukaryota; Viridiplantae; Streptophyta; Magnoliopsida; Fabales; Fabaceae
Source: the annotation of a GenBank genome assembly